Messenger RNA from Parus major (Great Tit), 795 nucleotides. Its product is annotated as formin-like protein 5. Lineage: Eukaryota; Metazoa; Chordata; Aves; Passeriformes; Paridae. The transcript is spliced from 2 exons. The record is from RefSeq and is a predicted model, not a curated record. Bases 1 to 795 code for a protein of 264 amino acids.
AUGGCGCGGCCGCUCCGCUCCGGCCCCUUCACGCUGAGACCCCCGGGCGGCGGCGGGGGCAAGCCCGGGCCGCCGCCGCCGCCUCACUCACCGGACACCCCCCCCGCCCCGUGCCGGGCCGGCAGCAGCGCCUUGGCCUCGCAGCGCGCUGUCACUUCACGACGGCGGCAGCGGGGCGGGGCAAGGCCGCCCCCGGCCCCAUGGAGGGAGGGAGGGAGGAAGGACCCGCACUCCCGGUCGCGGUCCCGCCGCCUCUUCAGCCCCUCACGACUCCCGGCCCCGGUCCUGCCGCCGCCGCCGCCCCCCCAGCACCGGCGCGCGCACACAGACGUUCAGCCAAUGGUUGGGGGCCCCCCCCCGCACGCGCGCGCGCCCCCGCGGCAGCCAAUGGCCGGGGCCUCGCGCCCUCCCUCGCGCUCGCCCCGCGUCCUUCUCCGCUUGCCCCGCUUCACGCUGGCGCAGGCCACGCCCCUCCGGAUGACGUCAGCGCGCAGGCCCCGCACUGCCCCACCCCUGGGCACGCUGGGAAAUGUAGUCCCGAAGGGAGGCGUUGAGGGAGGGUCGGGGUUGUGUCGCUCCGCGUCCCCUCAGACACCGGAGCCGCCCCUCGCCCCCGCUCCGCUCUGCUCUGCUCUGGGGACGCGGGGCUCGCCCCACGAACGCUCGGCAGCGCUCACUCCGCAGGGAAGGACGAAGCCCCUCACCGUGAGUCCGACCCCCGCGGCCCUCCGCGGCUGGAGCCCUGAGGGUGAUGAAAGUGGAUUUGUGCCCAAAGAAUUGGUAUCAGUUUUAUGA